Tuber melanosporum (Perigord truffle) is the source of this 2154-nucleotide messenger RNA. RefSeq lists its product as uncharacterized. The coding region runs from base 1 to 1947 and encodes 648 amino acids. NCBI's taxonomy places the organism in Eukaryota, Fungi, Ascomycota, Pezizomycetes, Pezizales, Tuberaceae. The transcript has 2 exons. The record is from RefSeq and is a predicted model, not a curated record.
AUGUCCCACCUAGUUUACAAGAAACCUCUGCAGAGUCAAUCCCACCGCGAAGACUAUAAAGACCUCCGAAAAAAAAAGGAUGCUGGCAUAAUCGAUUCAAAAGCCUAUAAAUCUGCUAAAAAGAACUUGCUCGCCGAAGCCGAAGACUAUGCCAUCUCCACCGGCGGAUCGGCCUCCUCCCAAAACUCACUUAAGCGAACAGCGACAAAUGACAGUACCUCCCCACCAGCUUCAGUCUCCACUUCCACCUCCUCCGAAUCCCCGAUCAGAGAACGGGCUAGAAAGGGCAGUAUAUUCGAGAGGAAUGAUCCGAAUAGGCUAGUUUAUAAACCCGACCUGCGCAAGGAGGAGGAUCGAGAGGCAGCAAAGAAGGAACGGAAGUUGCGAAAGGCCUUGGAAGCUGAGAGAGCAGCGAAGGUGGAACCCUUCAGGCAUAUUUCUUCCGGAACUGAGGGUCCCUCCUCGAACACGGAUCUUAGGGCUUCUAGGACUAUCAGUGUUUCUAGCUCCUCGGGAAGCUCGAGUAGGUCUUUGGGGCCAAAGCUUGGGAUCGGGUUUAGGUUUUUUGGAAGGAAGGCGCCACCGGUCGGCUCGCCGGUGGGCCCAGAAGCUCCAAGGCUGGAGGAGAAAGAGGAGGAUGAUUUGUUCUCCUAUAGGAGAAGAGCUGGUUCUUUAGGGACUAUUGCGUCAGGGGGCUCAGGGCUAAGUUCUGAGAAGAGACAUGCGACGGGUCUGAUAAUGAGGGAGGAUCAGAGUUACGCGAGGACUAUGGCGGAUUACAUCCUUGUCCCUAAAUCUUCGGCACAAGCAAGAUCACCGAAUAGUUCGAGGUCGGGAACAGUGUCUCGGCGCCAUUCAUUCGGAAGUCAGGGUGAACGUCCGAGUUUCUCUUCCGUGAGACCCGACUCCUCUGCCAGUCGGCCAACUCGGCGAGAUGGAGGUAUCAUAUUUGCGGAGGAUGGAAGAUUGCUUUUCCGGAGCGAAGGCGUUCAAGAGCCUCAGGAGGUUACGAGAAGACCACCAUCUGUGUCGCUUCUAACUCUGUUCACCCAGUUUCUCGUCACCUUUUCAAACACAUCCCGCCUCUUCACUUACGCCAAGUAUGGCACUGUCCGACGGGGGUCGAUUUCCGUCUGCUCGAGCUCCGCGAUUGAUUAUGACGCGGAGGAUAGUGAGACGGAUGACUUUUUCAUGAAUUCGGAUGAAUCGUUUGUCCAUUUGAGGGGUAUCCUGGAACGGAGGACUUGGUUCCUGAGUGCGAUGAAGUGGUUAUCCUUUGAGAGGGUACUGUUCUCCCCAGGGCAUCACUUGAUGGUGCUCAACAGCGGUGGUACAAUACUUGAUCUUGACGGCGGGGGAAUAGCCCUAACCUCCCUCGCCACUAUCCCGUCGGCCAGCAUCGAUGUCAUAGUAUCCCACUCCCUCCCGCACGUUUUCCUGACCACGGCCUCAAGCACUUCCCACGACCAGCAAAUAUUACAAAUCCUUCGCGAACUCCACCGCGUACUGAAGCCUAGUGGGUAUCUAGAACUUACCAUUGUCGACCCAUUAUUGAAUAACAUGGGCCCAUUAACGACGGCUUACAUCGCGAAUCGCAUUCUCCCCACUCCCACUGCCGCGCAGGGUGUGAUCAAGCCGUCGAGGGGUAUAUUGAAAGCACUCAAGACUAUGGGACCGACGGAAGGGGGUUUGUGGGCGGAGGUUAAGACUUGCGAUAUGUGGAUGCCUACGACUAGUAUUGGUGAUGAACUUUCGACCGUGACGAGUCGGGUUGGGAGGCUUUUGUAUGAUGAAUUGUACACCACGAGAGAGGCGGGAGUCUUGGCGGAGGGGGUAUUGGAGAUCACAGACGGCGGAAUGUGGGCCGAUGCAGGAAUUGUGGAGGAGUGCGGGAGGGAAAAUACAGCGUUUAAGUGGGCCAAAUGUUACGCUAGGAAAGCCUGCUGAUGGGGCAGGAGUGGUUUUAUUUUUUUUUCCUUUCCUUUUUUCCUUUCGGGUUUUGUGGAGAUGGGCUGGAGUUGGGUGUUGCGCUUUUCAUAUUUGGGGGAGGCGGCUUGUUCGGUUUUUUUUUGGGGGGGAUUAGGGUUCCGGUACUGGUCUAUUUGCUGUCCCUCUUGUAUGAUAAGAUGAAGCGGAGAAUUGAGCUAGCGGAAA